AUGGCUUCUUCACUUUCUCGCGUCGUUGGCCGUGUGCCAAUGACGCUAGGUCGUCGUCAAUCGCUAUUCAAAGCCUCCGCUUCCUGCUCGCGGCAUAUGAGCUCAACCCCCUCUCGACGAGCUGCCGAACCUCAACCCUACCAAGCCACCAGACUCAUUCCGACAGAUCCCUCUUUCGCUCAUCUUGUGAACAAAGCAGGCCCUCAACCCAACGAAGAGGCUGCUGCCUUAGAGUCGACCACCGACACCGGCAAUCGCAAGAUCCGACACUAUACCGUCAACUUCGGUCCCCAACAUCCAGCUGCGCACGGUGUGUUACGUUUGAUUCUCGAGCUCAAUGGUGAAGAGAUUGUUCGCGCCGAUCCUCAUGUCGGUCUUUUGCACCGUGGAACGGAGAAAUUGAUUGAAUACAAGACAUAUAUGCAAGCUUUGCCGUACUUUGACCGUUUAGAUUACGUUUCGAUGAUGACCAAUGAGCAAUGUUUCUCGUUGGCCGUUGAGAAGCUACUCAACAUUGACAUCCCUGAGCGCGCCAAAUGGAUCCGAACACUGUUCGGAGAGAUUACCCGUGUCUUGAACCAUCUUAUGUCUGUCUUGUCCCACGCCAUGGACGUCGGUGCUCUUACGCCUUUCUUGUGGGGUUUCGAAGAACGUGAAAAGCUUAUGGAAUUCUACGAGCGUGUCUCUGGUGCUCGAUUGCACGCCGCCUACGUCCGACCCGGUGGUGUCUCUCAGGAUCUUCCCCUCGGCUUGCUCGACGAUAUCUACCAAUGGGCCACUCAAUUCGGUGACCGCAUCGACGAAACCGAAGAACUUUUGACUGACAACCGUAUCUGGAAGGCAAGAACACAAGGUGUUGGUGUCGUCAGCGCCGCAGAUGCCCUCAACAUGAGCUUCACUGGUGUCAUGCUUCGUGGUUCCGGUGUACCCUGGGAUGUUCGCAAGUCGCAACCAUACGAUGCCUACGAUCAGGUUGAAUUCGAUGUUCCCGUCGGUAUGAACGGUGACUGCUAUGACCGAUAUCUCUGCCGUAUGGAGGAAUUCCGUCAAUCCCUCCGUAUCAUUCAUCAGUGCUUGAACAAGAUGCCCGCUGGUCCCGUCAAGGUUGAGGAUUACAAGAUCAGCCCGCCUCCUAGGGCCGCCAUGAAGGAGAACAUGGAGGCUUUGAUUCACCAUUUCUUACUCUUCACCAAGGGUUACACAGUUCCUCCUGGUGAGACAUACUCCGCCAUCGAGGCCCCCAAGGGUGAAAUGGGUGUCUUCGUUGUCAGUGACGGUAGCGAACGCCCCUACCGCUGCAAGAUCCGCGCCCCUGGAUUUGCCCAUCUCGGCGGUUUCGAUCAGGUAGCACGCGGUCACUUGCUUGCCGACGCUGUCGCUAUCAUUGGUACCAUGGAUUUGGUGUUCGGUGAAGUCGACCGAUAG
Molecule: messenger RNA, 1425 nt
Organism: Talaromyces marneffei
Lineage: Eukaryota; Fungi; Ascomycota; Eurotiomycetes; Eurotiales; Trichocomaceae
Exons: 2
Coding region: 1-1425 (474 amino acids)
Biological process (GO): mitochondrial electron transport, NADH to ubiquinone
Molecular function (GO): quinone binding; NAD binding; NADH dehydrogenase (ubiquinone) activity
Source: RefSeq, a predicted model, not a curated record